UUUCUGAUUUUCUGCAAAGAUAUGAAUCCGCCUUAAAAAAAAUCUUUUCAUUUGCGUCCGUAAACGUGGUUAAAUCGCUGACUACGAGACGACUAAACGAUAAAACGAAAACGUGAUGGCGAAAUUUGAUUUAACGUCCCGCAUAGGACAAUAUCUUGAUCGUCACCUUGUGUUUCCUUUGCUGGAAUUUUUAUCAGCUAAACAAAUUUAUGACGAGGAUGAGUUGUUGCAAGCUAAACUCGAUAUUCUUAGUAAGACCAACAUGAUUGACUAUACGAUUGACAUUAGGAAGCAACUUUACCCCAAUUUGGAAGUACCCGAGGAAUUAAAGGCCAGACGUGCUGAUGUACUUCAAGAGCUUAGUUCUCUCCAGAACAAUGUUUCAAUCGUUGUAGCUCUUAUGAAUAAUGAGGAAGUUAUGAAAAAGAUGGAGAAUAUGCGUGACUCUAAAACGCUUAACAAUUAUCUCACUCAGGAAUCAGAGUUUAGGGUAGAGAUGAUGGAUAGCUUUGUAAAAUUAGCAAAAUAUCGCUAUGAAUGUGGUAAUUAUUCAGUUUCAACGUCAUACUUGUACUUCUAUAUGCUGAUUAUGCCACCUACUGAUAAGAACUAUUUAAAUGUCUUGUGGGGAAAAUUAGCAUCAGAAAUUCUUGUGCAAAAUUGGGAAACAGCUCUGGAGGAUGUAAACAAGCUACGAGAGUAUAUAGACAGUAAUGUUAUUGGCAAUUCACUUCAAGUAUUGCAGCAACGUACGUGGCUCAUUCAUUGGAGCUUAUUUGUAUUUUUCAAUCAUGUGAAAGGGAGAGAUCUCAUUAUUGAGAUGUUCCUCUAUCGACCACAUUAUUUAAACGCUAUUCAGACAAUGUGUCCACAUAUACUUCGCUACUUGGCUGCUGCUGUCAUUGUCAAUCGUUCUAGACGGUCAAUUUUGAAGGAUCUUGUGAAAGUAAUACAACAGGAAUCUUACACUUACCGGGAUCCUAUCACAGAAUUUCUUGAACACUUGUAUGUUAAUUUUGACUUUGAUGGUGCUCGACAAAAACUACAAGAAUGUCAAACUGUUGUCUUCAAUGACUUUUUCCUGAUUGCUCUUUUGAAUGAGUUUGUAGAGAAUGCUCGAUUAAUGAUUUUCGAGACAUUCUGUAGAAUUCAUCAGUGUAUUAGUAUUGGGAUGCUCGCGGAGAAAUUGAAUAUGAAGGCGGACGUAGCGGAAUGUUGGAUUGUGAAUUUGAUUCGUAAUGCACGCUUGGACGCCAAGAUUGACAGCAAGUUAGGACAUGUGGUAAUGGGAGGACAGCCGGCGUCGCCGUAUCAGCAAUUGGUGGAGAAAAUUGAGACUUUGAGCGUUCGAAGCGAGGCACUAGAGAAUCUAAUCGAGAGAAAGUUAAAGGCGAAGAAUCAAGAUUCAGUAAGUAUAGUGUGGAACUAACAGAGUAUCAACAUUCGUGGAAUUUGGACUUAUGACAUCUUGAUACGAUGUGGAAGAAUAAUGCGCAAAAAAAAAUAUUCCACCAAUGAGUAUUUGCAGUGAACAGACUUGAUACAAUGUACCUUCCAAAUACAAAAAAUAAUGAAGAUCAGCGUCAUCGUGAAAAA
This is a messenger RNA of Harpegnathos saltator (Jerdon's jumping ant), 1596 nucleotides long. RefSeq names its product eukaryotic translation initiation factor 3 subunit E (gene eIF3e). Gene Ontology annotation, cellular component: eukaryotic translation initiation factor 3 complex; cytoplasm. The transcript is spliced from 9 exons. The record is from RefSeq and is a predicted model, not a curated record. Bases 116 to 1429 code for a protein of 437 amino acids. Gene Ontology annotation, molecular function: translation initiation factor activity. NCBI's taxonomy places the organism in Eukaryota, Metazoa, Arthropoda, Insecta, Hymenoptera, Formicidae.